AUGGAGCAGUACGCCUUUGCGGAAGACUACAAGAACCCGCGUGGCAUUCCGCGUGUGGAGUACAUUACCGACAUGCCCACCUUUGUGAAGAACGGCGGUGGUGCCGACACUCUCGUCAGCAAUCUCCUUGUCGAGUCCUCCAAGUAUGAACACAUGGAAAAGCGUCUGGUGAGCAGCAUUGCCAAUCUGGAUUACAAAAUCCCUACCAUUAAGAAGACUCUACAGGCAUUAAAUUAUCUUAAGAAACGCCUGCAAGAGGAAAAGGGGGAAGAAGGAGAAGAAAAGUCUGUGCGAUCUUACUACUGCCUCACCGACUCGGUCUUUGCAGAGGCCGAUGUCUUACCGCAGGAGACCGUUCAUCUCUGGAUGGGUGCGAAGGUGAUGGUGGAGUACAGUUUUGAUGAGGCCGCACAACUGCUAGAGAAAAAUCUCAAAAACGCCGAGACGAAUCUGAAAGCCACAAAGGAGGAUCUCGCCUGGGUGCAGGAACAACUCACAAAUCUGCAGAUUAACAUCUCAAGGGUGUACAAUCACGAUUUAAAGAAUAAGCGGAAGGAGGAUGACGCAGACGCGGAAACGGCAUAA
Messenger RNA from Trypanosoma theileri, 585 nucleotides. Its product is annotated as prefoldin. Gene Ontology annotation, molecular function: tubulin binding. NCBI's taxonomy places the organism in Eukaryota, Euglenozoa, Kinetoplastea, Trypanosomatida, Trypanosomatidae. The record is from RefSeq and is a predicted model, not a curated record. Gene Ontology annotation, cellular component: prefoldin complex; cytoplasm. Bases 1 to 585 code for a protein of 194 amino acids. Gene Ontology annotation, biological process: microtubule-based process; tubulin complex assembly; protein folding. The transcript has a single exon.